AUGUCGUCCACCGAGGGCAUGAUCAAUGGCGGAAGCUCAUCCGCCAACCCAAAGGCGCCUGCGCCUGCGCCUACUGAGGGCAACGGAGGUUUCGUCUCCCAGCACAAAAUGUCUGUCGAACCUCCCAAGAAGGAAGACCUUCAGCGCAAGUAUGCGACUGUUGUUGAGCAUGAGGCUGGUACCAACGACUGGUAUGGAAGCAUGAUGAACGUUCUCGGAGCCGUUGUCGGAACAAUGGGUGCUAUUCCCUGCUGCAUUGUUUGCCCCAACCCUUACAAGGAAGUCCAUCAGGGUAAUGUUGGUCUUGUCACCAAGUUCGGAAAGUUCUACAAGGCUGUCGACCCCGGUCUGGUCAAGAUCAACCCUCUCAGCGAGAAACUCCUUCAAAUCGAUGUCAAGAUUCAGACAACCGAAGUCCCAGAGCAAAUUUGCAUGACCAAAGACAACGUUACUCUUCGCUUGACCUCCGUCAUCUACUACCAUAUCGUCUCUCCUCACAAGGCUGCUUUCGGUAUCAACAACGUUAAGCAAGCUCUUAUGGAGCGUACUCAGACUACUCUCCGCCACGUUGUCGGUGCUCGCGUUCUUCAGGAUGUGAUCGAGCGACGUGAGGAAAUUGCUCAGUCGAUUGGAGAGAUCAUCGAAGAUGUCGCUGCUGGCUGGGGUGUCCAAGUUGAGAGUAUGCUCAUCAAGGACAUUGUCUUCAGUCAGGAGCUGCAGGAGUCGCUCUCCAUGGCCGCACAAAGCAAGCGUAUUGGUGAAAGCAAGAUCAUUGCCGCCAAGGCUGAGGUUGAAUCCGCCAAGCUUAUGCGUCAGGCCGCCGACAUCUUGAGCUCAGCUCCUGCCAUGCAGAUCCGAUACCUCGAGGCCAUGCAAGCCAUGGCUAAGUCGGCCAACAGCAAGGUUAUCUUCUUGCCUGGUGCCAAUCAGACUAUGGGUAAUGCCCUUAACGCCGCCAUGGCUAACGAGACCGGCGAGUCUAGCGGCCGCGCCUUUGGCGAAGAGCAAGACUUUGGAGGUCAGGACCCAGGUUUCCAACAGGCCAUGAACGCCCGCGUUGUGGAGAACAUCUAA
Molecule: messenger RNA, 1074 nt
Organism: Fusarium coffeatum
Lineage: Eukaryota; Fungi; Ascomycota; Sordariomycetes; Hypocreales; Nectriaceae
Exons: 3
Coding region: 1-1074 (357 amino acids)
Cellular component (GO): plasma membrane
Source: RefSeq, a predicted model, not a curated record